GCCCGAAAUAGGCUGGGCCUAUGUAAAUUGGGCCAGCCCAGUUGCUUUAGAAGCCCGAGGUCAGUAACUUCUCCGUCUCCGCAUCGACACUCCCUCCUCCUCGCAAAUCUCCUCUCUUUUCCCUCCACUCGUAAAUCGUAAUACGCUCCAUGCCCCGCCGUAUCGGAGCAUUCUUAUUCGUCUCCCUCCUAUGCUUCUCCUCCGCCCCUCUCUUCUCCCUCCCUCCCCAACCCUAACCCUAACCCAAACCCCCCACCGCAACCCCUCGCUCCCCACGCCGUUUCCCCUCCGUUCCCCGCCUCCUCUCCUCCUCCUCCUCCACCACCACUCCCCAUGGCGCCGCCCCCGCCGCUCCUCUCCUUCUCCGAUCCCCUUCGCUUCCGCUUCGGACAACGCCCGCCCCGCCGCCGUCGACGCCGCCGCCGCCGCCGCGGGAUUCGAGGAGGAGCUCCGCCGCCUCCUCGUCCUCCUCCCCGCCGAGAUGCGGCGGCGCGUGGAGGACCACGUGGAGCUCCUCGACCUCGUCGAAAUCGUCAUGGACCUGGGGCGCCGCCCCCUCGCCCGGUUCCCCUCCGGCGACUUCUUCCUCUCCGAUCGCCCCAUCUCCAACCUAGAUCUCCGCCACGCCACCUCCCAGGUCGGGGACUUUGCGGCUGAUAACCGAGCUGGGAUUAGUCGAACCUUGCAUAGGAUUAGCGCUAUUAGGAAUCGGAAGGGUGCGAUAAUCGGUCUCACGUGCCGCGUUGGGCGCACGUUGACUGGAAGCGCUAAUUUGCUUCGCGAUUUGGUGAAGGAUGGUGGGUCUCUUUUGCUUAUUGGUCCUCCGGGAGUUGGGAAGACAACAAUCAUAAGAGAAAUAGCUCGGAUGCUAGCAGAUGAUUAUAAGAAAAGAGUGAUGAUUGUUGACACUUCGAAUGAAAUAGGAGGAGAUGGUGAUAUUCCUCAUGCUGGAAUAGGCGGCGCUCGUAGAUUGCAAGUACCCAAUGCUGACAUGCAGCAUAAGGUUCUGAUUGAAGCAGUAGAAAAUCACAUGCCACAGGUAAUUGUAAUUGAUGAGAUUGGAACAAAGCUUGAAGCAAUGACUGCUAGUACCAUCGCACAGCGUGGCAUCCAGCUUGUUGCCACCGCUCAUGGGGUAACAAUUGAGAGUUUGGUCAUGAAUCCUUCAUUAGAGAUGCUUGUUGGAGGAAUACAGAGUGUCACCCUAGGUGAUGAAGAGGCUAGCAGGAGAGGGGUUCAAAAGACUGUUCUUGAACGAAAAGGACCUUCAACAUUCACUUGUUGUGCAGAGAUCAUUUCUAAGACUGAAUUACGAGUUCAUCGCAAUUUGGAAGACACUGUGGAUGCUCUUCUUGCAGGUAGAUCUCCAGAUUAUGAAGUUAGGAAGUCAGAUAAAAAUAAAAAGGGGUCGAUGCAUGAAUUUGUUCAUGUACAACAGGAAUCAUUCAAUGAUACACCUAGUAAGGAAGAUGGAAUCGAGGCCGUGGAUUAUUCAAGGUGGGAUGAUCGAAGUACUUUAGAAAGUGCAGUUACUCUUGAUCUUGCAGAAAAGCAGAUAGAGAUUUCUCAUAAAUCAGAAAGAGGAUUUGCUCUAUAUGUAUAUGGGAUAAUGGAGACGAGCGUCUUGCAAGCGAUUAACCAGCUAGGAAUGGAUGGAAUGGUUAGACUAACUGAUAAUAUCAGCGAAGCCGAUGGUUUUCUUGCUUUACAAUCAAAGCUUAAGAAGAACUCUCAUAUCCAAGCUGCGACCAAAUCUCACAAUAUACCAGUUUUUGUGACAAAGACAAACUCUUUGAUGCAAAUAACCAAAGCUCUGCGUGCCCUUGUAAAUGAGCAUGCCUUUGGAUCAAAACCUCUUGAAGGGAUAGAGAAAGCGACAUCCUCAGAAAGGACUGAUGCUUUGGAGGAGGUGAGAUUAGCUAUCGAGCAAGUAGUGAUUCCAAGCGCGGAGAGUGUGCAGCUGCUUCCGAGGCCGCCUCAUAUUGUUUCUGCACAAAUCGAACUGAUUGAAAGUUUCAACCUCGAGUGGGAGAUGAAGGGCCAGGAGCCUAGUGUCUACCUCUGUAUUUUUCCUCAUCAGUCGAAUAUCAAGGCUAAGAAUCAAGUUACUGAUGACAGUGGGGAUUUGAGCUGGAAUGAAAAUCUGAAUGGUUCGCAAAAUGGUGUGGCUCGAUUACCACUCCUCCCUGAGUAGUAGUGAGUAGACUUUUUGUUUGUAUUGUAACAUUGUCUCUCAUUCUUGCAUUUAUUAGUUGGAUUUGUAUAGUAGUACACACAUGACUGUUAAUUCUGAGAAAAUAAUGUGCUUCUCUGUUAAUUCUGUUGUAAA
Molecule: messenger RNA, 2329 nt
Organism: Ananas comosus (pineapple)
Lineage: Eukaryota; Viridiplantae; Streptophyta; Magnoliopsida; Poales; Bromeliaceae
Exons: 9
Coding region: 191-2194 (667 amino acids)
Molecular function (GO): ATP hydrolysis activity
Source: RefSeq, a predicted model, not a curated record